GCACCCAGCUCCGAGCACCCACCGCCUGCCCCCGGGGGAGGGUCCAGGCCGGCCCCCCCGCGCCCCCCGCGCCUGCGCGGUCACGGGUGGGCCCGGCGCUAUGAAAGCGGCGGCGGCCGGUCCCGCCCCAGAGCCGCUGCCCCGCCGCGUCGCUCCGCACCGGCGGCCGCCCCGGAGCCGCUGCCCUCACCAUGAUGAAGUGAGGAGAUUGCAGCUGCUGUCACAACCUGCUGGCACUUUCGAUUCCCGUUUCAGGCGGAGUUCUGCCCCCGGCGCGCCGCACCCUUGCUAUCUAGUAGCCACAGAACAGAGGCUUCUCGAAGAAGAGUCACACGUUUCUGCCUAAAAUAUUUAGAAAAAUGUCUACUCAAUCAGCGAAAGAAAGACCUGAAAGCUUGCAGUUCCCUUUCCUUGAUGAUGAAGAGACCAUCUCCACAGUCAAAGAAUCUAAAACCUUUUUUAUUUUAAGAGGCCUGCCUGGCAGUGGGAAGUCCACUCUUGCCCAGGCUAUUCAAGAUAGGUAUAAAGAUGCCUGCAAGGUCAUCUCUGUUGAUAGCUAUAAAAUUACACCUUCAGUAAGAAGCACCAUUCCCGACGAGUAUUCAAAGGUGGAUGAGGAUCUAGUUGACUAUUGCAAACGAGACAUCAGCGUUAUCGUUUUGGACGACACUCACCAUGAGAGGGAACGGCUGGACCAACUCUUUGAUAUCGCUGACAAAUACCGGUACAAAGUCAUCUUUGCUGAGCCCAAAACCCAGUGGCGAAUGGAUUGCUCGCUGCUGAAGGAAAAGAACCAGUGGAAACUGUCAGUGGAAGAGCUGAAGAAGAUGAAGCCGAGCUUGGAGAAGGAAUUCCUACCCAUGUAUUUUGGGUGGUUUUUGAGCAAAAGAAGUUCAGAGGUCCUGAGGAAGGCUGGCCAGGCCUUCUUAGAUGAGCUUGGAAGUCUCAAAGCCUUCAAAAAGGAGAGUAAAUUCUUUGCUUCUGCUAUUGAAGAUCCCAAAAUAAAAAUAGAUCUCACCAGCUACUUCGUGAAGAGGCCGCCUGGGGUCUUGCACUGCACCACAAAAUACACCGAUUUUGGGAAAGCGGCUGGAGCCGAGGAAUACGCCCAGCAAGAAGCUGUGAGGGCUUCCUACGGCAAAGGCUUCACCUUGUCCAUUGCCGCUCUGUUCGUCACAACAAAAACUGUCGGGGCUCGCGUGGAGCUGAGCGAGCAGCAGCUGCUGCUGUGGCCCGGGGACGCCGACAAGAUCCUGCCCACCGACAACCUCCCGAAAGGCAGCCGGGCUCACGUCACCCUCGGCUGCGCCAACAGCGUCGAAGCAGUCCAGACCGGGCUCGAUCUGCUGGAGUUUGUGAAACUGGAAAAGGCGGGGAACAAAGGGGAUGAAGUGGGGGAAAUUGGAGGAGGGAAACUGCUGUAUUUUGAUAACGGUAUGUGGAUGCUCGUCCUUUCUAAAAAGAUCGAGGUGAAGGCAAUAUUCUCAGGCUACUACGGAAAAGGAAAACUUGUGCCAACGCAGAGCACCAACAAACGGGGCUCGGCGUUUAGUUCCUGCACCAUCAUCUAGGAGCGUGGGCCGGGUAGCUGGCUGGUUUGUUUUUAAAAGGCAAGUAACUCCUGUAACCUUUAAAAGUGUAAAGAGAAAUAAUUCUACCUUUACUAAAGUAAGCCCUUUUGCCAACCCCUGUGCGAAGCCUCUCUGGGGAGAGAGUUUAUUGGCCUCAGGCCAAGGAAGAAAACAAGCAACUCUUGACUGACGAAGGAAAACUGUCACGUAACUGGUGUCAGUAGCUGAAGGGCUGCCGGGUGUAUUUUAGUGGAAGAGUUUUGGGAGACCUGUCUGUGCUGUUCUGCUUGUUUUCUUCCUGGGAGGACGAUCAGCUGUGGUCUUGUGUAGCGCCCCCAGCAGCCGCAAUCGUUAGAGCUGUCGCUGUCGGCCCCGCCGGCGGCUGCAGACCGAAGCCAAGGGACGGGGCGAGGACUCUCCCCUCCCCGCCAGCCCAGGGACCGGCGCCAGCAGCCGAACCGGGCGAAGGCAGCGGGGGGCUGCUGCUCCCCGAGCCCGUGAGGACUCGCCGGGGGCCGCGGGGCACCCCCAGCCCCGCUUCACCCCCGUGGGCGUGGGGGCGCUCCCUGCGGGGGCGGGCGGGCAGCGGGAAGGGAAGAGCAGGAGAGGGGCCGGGCUCCUGGAGGGAUCAGUCCUGCCCUGGCAGGGAGUGGAAGAGAUCAACUAAUGUCUUUUCCAUCUUAUUUUAUAGAAACUAAAAUCAUGUCUGAAGUAUAGACCUGUACUUCAUGCAAGAUUUUACUACUUUUCUCUAAUGCACUUGAAUGUUAAAAGUUAGCAUGGCAGUAACCGUGUAAUGUAGGAAGUAAGCGGAGGUACCGUAACUGCGUAACUCAAGUCUGCUCAAACCUAAACCCUGGGCUGGGAAACCCGCUAAUGACCAAGCACUCCUGUUAUUAAGUGUUGUAUUGAAACUCAUGUUUUUGCUCUCUGCCCGACCCUUGGCCCGUUGGUCAGGGGCGUGUGUCACUACUUGACAGUAACACAAAGCUCAACUAACAGAUUCCGGUCAGGACAACAGUCUGAACUCCUGCUGUGGCUGCGGGGCUGGCGAGCUGCGCGGCGACCUUAACCCCGUCCUAACACUUGUCAACCCCCAGCGCGUGGGGGGAGUGGGGCCCAGCGCCGCCCGCGCGUCUCGGGGCGCCGAGGACAGAAGCCGGGGGGGCUCGGGGGCCGGGGGGCUCAGGGGCCGGGCGAGUUUACCAAUAAAGCGAGCUAGUUCCUGUUGUUUUAAAAAAGAUGGAUGAUAAUAAACUCUCAUUGGAGCAUAAAAGAAAGGCUGCACGCACCCACCUGUAAUCCUCCUCUGUGAUCAACAGAGAAACCCGAGCUCAGCUUGGGCCUUUCCUAACAGAAACCUCCCGUUUAAAGUUCCAUCAGAACUUUAAAUCCGCCCUCAGCGCCGGCCCAGGACGGCGCAGGAGGAGGCUCCCCCCGCUCCCCCCCGGCCCUGGCACGAGCCGCGGCACAGCUGGAGUAUCUCGUUUAUGUGCCUGUUCAAGAACAACAGUGAGACCGUCGUCAUUUAAGUUUUUAUUAGUUUGUACAUCAUAUACAGUUUAUAAUAAAGUAAACCAAUUGCA
This is a messenger RNA of Tyto alba (common barn owl), 3157 nucleotides long. It is a transcript of the gene CNP, whose product is annotated as 2',3'-cyclic nucleotide 3' phosphodiesterase. The record is from RefSeq and is a predicted model, not a curated record. Gene Ontology annotation, cellular component: cytoplasm; membrane. Gene Ontology annotation, biological process: cyclic nucleotide catabolic process. The coding region runs from base 360 to 1571 and encodes 403 amino acids. Gene Ontology annotation, molecular function: 2',3'-cyclic-nucleotide 3'-phosphodiesterase activity. The transcript has 5 exons. Lineage: Eukaryota; Metazoa; Chordata; Aves; Strigiformes; Tytonidae.